AUGGUCGCCGCCAGAGAUUACUCUGUUGUUCUUGCCAAAAAACGGGCUAUCCAUGAAGCUGAGGCCCCAUCACUGGUGCCUAAUUAUCCGGACACGAUGGCUCCGGUUAACAAAGAAAUUCGAUCCUACAGUCUAGGGCCGGGAUUCGAUGCUGCUCCACCGACGCUCUUCCAGCAUGUUCUGACGUUCCUGAUCAUUAUGCCAGGCACGCAUGAUGUCUUCAGGCAGCAAUUGAUUGUGACCAAUGUGGUCAUACCAAUUGUUUCUAAGAGUGCAGCUCCAUUGACAGAUGAUGACCCAAUAAAGGAGAGAGCUUUCCGCAAACACCAGACAACGCUUCCUAAGAAACCCCUUGCUGCAACCAGACAAUCCAUACGGCUGUCAUCCAGGUCCCAGAGCAGCAGGCAAACGGCUAACUCAUUCCUCUUCCUGUCUGAUAAUAGGGACAAGGACCAACUGAUGAGGACAUCCUAUUCCUGGAUGAGGAAGAGCAUAAAGAAGAGGAAACCCAUGGGAAACAAAUCGCUAUCCCCUUUAUUAUCGACUCCUACUCCGUUAGCCACAACUAAUCAAACUGGGUCUCCUAGCUCUAACCUGCUAUCAUCAGCGGCACUCCGAGUCAGGAUGGCAAGUCUCAAAACAACUGCCCCCCGAGCAUCAAUGAGCCCUCUUGCAGGUGUUUUUGCCACUAAACUGUCCAAAAAGAUAAUUGGCAUCUCACUUGGCCAAGUGUUCACUGCUCAAGCUAAUCAGAUCAAGAAGGACCUUGAAGCUCUUAUGGCCGGGGGUAUGACCAGUGUCACUACUGAAACCAUAAGCGAAUUCCUUGCUGAGUUCAAUGAUCUGCAGAAACAAUACAUCUCCAACUCGGAAAUCAGGAAAAAUUUGCCCAUCUAUGAAGCUAACCUAUCCAAAAGCCAAGAGCAGGUUCAAACUUGUGCUCAGCAGAUGGAACAGGUUGAGAAAGAGUUGGCAGAAUUAGCUUUGGUGCAGCAGAAUGUAGAGAUGCAGCUGCAAGAAAUUAAAGAUCAAAUUUCAGCCAAAAACCAAGAGCUGGAUCCCACUGUCUGA
This is a messenger RNA of Oldenlandia corymbosa var. corymbosa, 1071 nucleotides long. The record is from the annotation of a GenBank genome assembly. NCBI's taxonomy places the organism in Eukaryota, Viridiplantae, Streptophyta, Magnoliopsida, Gentianales, Rubiaceae.